AUGAACUACUCCGAUGAUGACUCUGAUAGUUAUUUAUCGAGUGAAGAUGCAGACUACGUACCAUCAGAUGAUAAUGCCAGUGAGGAUGAUAUUAACGAGUGUGAAAAGGAAGACCCUUUGGAUGAAAGUGACGUGCCACAUCCAAACAUGACUAAGAGGACUGCGAAGAAAAAAGACUGCAGUUCAAGAAAGAGGUCAAAACUAGUGCUGAAGGUUGAUGACGCGGAGAAAAAAGGAGAAGCUGCUAAGGAGGCUGAGCCACUUCAGGAUGCUGUCGAAAAUAUGGCACAAAUAGAAAAUAAUGAUGAAGCGGCAGAGAAGAAACAAUCAGAUGAUCUCUGGGCUCGUUUCUUGUCUGAUGUUGCCCCCAGACCAAAGCCAUCAAUGGACUCUCACACCACGCUGGAGGCUCAUUCUUCAGAUUCCAAUGUUUGUACGAGAACUGAAUCAAAGGAAUCGGACCCGGCCAAAGUCACCAUCGUAAAAGUUUUUGAUUUUGCUGGAGAAGAAGUGAGGGUCAAUAAAGAAGUAUCCUUAGACUCCAGAGAAGCCAAAAUGCAUCUAAAGGUUCAAUGCACAAAAGAGAAGAUGGGCAAAGAAAAUCCCACAUCAUCUCCACCGCAAUCAACUUGUCCUGAACCCAGUUCAAAACGGCCAGCCGGGAUGUCCAGUUUACUGAGUCGCAUUGGUGGAAAGAAACAAAAAAUGAGCACACUAGAGAAGUCAAAGAUUGACUGGGACGCUUUCAAAUACGAGGAAGGUAUUGCUGAGGAGCUGGCAAUCCACAACAGGGGUAAAGAUGGGUAUGUGGAGCGGAAGAACUUCUUAGAGCGUGUUGAUCACAGACAGUUUGAGAUGGAGAAAGAAGUGCGCCUAAAAAACAUGAAACCUUCCACUUAA
Nerophis lumbriciformis (worm pipefish) is the source of this 900-nucleotide messenger RNA. Lineage: Eukaryota; Metazoa; Chordata; Actinopteri; Syngnathiformes; Syngnathidae. The record is from RefSeq and is a predicted model, not a curated record.